CGAGUCCCCUCGCGGUGAUCUCCACUUGCCAUUUUCCUUAUUCGUCCUUCCAUAUAUACCCUGAUACAAUUAGGAAAGUGCUGUAGCCAUGCUCAGCCCUCGUCGCCUAGCAAUAUCGCUACCCUAAUGACGGGCGGUUUCCCAAUUGCAUGUUAUCCGGUAGGACCUUGAUCCAUGUCUGUCUAAUCCCUGUUUCAGUUACAGGAAGAUUACCGUGGAGGCGCGAACACAACAGUGCACCCCCGGAAGCAGAUACUGACUCCAACCUCAGAAAGGGGGUCGUCGCUUCUGGAGCUGGAUGGAUAAUAACCGAUUCUGACCACUUGCAGACUUCAGCCUCGCUGAGAAGAACAGCUGUCGAUACUUCUUCCACAUGCAGCGAUCAUGACGUUGCACUACAUGCCCCUACGCCGUAGUCUGCCCUUGCGUAGAUUCCUAUACAAUACGAUCAGCAAUUUCCUAUCCAAGUAACAGACUCGAUCCUUCUCUCCUCGAGGACGGGGAGAUUCCCCGAUUCCAUUCGUCUGUUUGUCUCGCACACCCUGCUGGUGUUGCACAUUCACGUCCACAGAGCCGCCAAUCUAGCAGAAUGGAGGAAAUGGUCUCCCGGAUUUCGUCGCGUCACCUUCUCAUCAAAACCGGCCCCACCAGAAACACGUUUCUUCGCACCACAUGCAGACAUCCAGCCGUCUCGCUUCUCCUGCCGAUGUGAGAUCCACUUCUUGAUAUCAAGACAAGAGGGGGAUCACGGCGUUUGGACCAGUUAUG
Molecule: messenger RNA, 768 nt
Organism: Aspergillus candidus
Lineage: Eukaryota; Fungi; Ascomycota; Eurotiomycetes; Eurotiales; Aspergillaceae
Exons: 1
Coding region: 150-416 (88 amino acids)
Source: RefSeq, a predicted model, not a curated record